This is a messenger RNA of Macadamia integrifolia, 543 nucleotides long. RefSeq lists its product as uncharacterized. The transcript has a single exon. The record is from RefSeq and is a predicted model, not a curated record. Bases 1 to 543 code for a protein of 180 amino acids. NCBI's taxonomy places the organism in Eukaryota, Viridiplantae, Streptophyta, Magnoliopsida, Proteales, Proteaceae.
AUGGGCAACUACAUCUCGUGCACUCUAUCUACAAUUCCAGGCAACAAACACUCCAGAUGGGCUAAGGUAAUUCUACCCAGCGGCGAAAUCCGGCAAUUCGACGGACCUAUCAACGCUGCCGAGCUCAUGUUCGACAACCCAAACCACUUCCUCGUUACUUCGAGAUCGCUGCAGAUUGGCCGUAGAUUCUCUGCGCUCAACGCUGAUGAGGAAUUAGAGAUGGGUAACGUCUACGUUUUGUUCCCCAUGAAGAGACUGAAUUCCUUUAUCACUGCGGUCGACGUGGGAGGGCUAUUGAUGACCGCCAGACGAGCUUCCGGUGGGAAAUCCAGGAUCUUGUCUGAGUCCGGUGGAAAGAGGAUCACGCCGGUUGUUAAUAAUUUGCAGGGAAGUGAAGAAGCGUUUCCAAGAUUGAAAUUGGAUGAUGUUGAAGACUUCUCUGUCUCGGAAUUCAAGCAAAGAUUGUCAGUGUCUAGAUCGAAAAAGCCUUUAUUAGAGACCAUAACAGAGGAGCCCUUGCGUGCUCCUGCUAGGUGUAGGUGA